This is a messenger RNA of Alternaria rosae, 1252 nucleotides long. RefSeq names its product cupin-like domain-containing protein. The coding region runs from base 128 to 1240 and encodes 370 amino acids. The record is from RefSeq and is a predicted model, not a curated record. Gene Ontology annotation, molecular function: 2-oxoglutarate-dependent dioxygenase activity. Lineage: Eukaryota; Fungi; Ascomycota; Dothideomycetes; Pleosporales; Pleosporaceae. The transcript has 3 exons.
GGUGACACUCAGGUAGCUGAAAAGCUAGUCGCAAAAGGGCAAGGAUCCGUUGCCAGUACAUCAAAGAACGUCCCGAUAACGCAUCCCACUUCACGAACUUUGCGCGACUUCACAUGAACGCGCAAACAUGGGUCAGAUGGAAGAUGAAGUGAUCGGACUGAAGGAUGCGGAGCAGGCUGAUUUCCGGCAUGCGCCGACUGGCCUCGAUGCGGAAGGAACAUUGCAAGAUGCUGUAAGAGACUUAAUAACAUCCUACCACGGCCUCAACCCCUCAACAAUCGACACUCUCACCACCGAACCCUCACCCCUACAAUUUAUGCGCCACGUCGCCCGCAACCGACCCUUCAUCGUCCGCAAUGGAGCCAAAGACUUCAAAGCCAGGAAAACAUGGAACGCCUCGUACCUAAAAACCGUGAUGCAAGGCCAAAACGUCAACGUAGCAAUCACACCCAACGGGAACGCCGAUUCCGUCGUCUCUCUCCCCUCAGGUGGCGCGAUAUUCGUCAAACCGUAUGAGACCGAAGAGCCCUUUGAGGAUGUUCUAGACAAGAUCAAACAACAAGAGCAAGAAGAAGACUACAGCGGUCCAACACGUUACGCGCAAACUCAAAAUGACAAUCUGCGUAACGAGUACUCUACGCUCUUCGCCGAUGUACCCAAGAGCAUACCGUUCGCGCGUAUAGCACUUGAACAAGAACCCGACGCCAUCAAUUUCUGGCUCGGAAACUCUUAUUCGACGACUGCUCUACACAAAGACAACUACGAGAACAUUUACGUGCAAAUCCUGGGUCAGAAGCAUUUCGUUCUCUUGCCGCCGGUGGAAGCGGGAUGUAUUAACGAGAAGAGCGUGCUAGCCGCGACUUACACUCCGAAGGAUGAAAACCUAUCCCCUGAAGCGCUUAAAAACGGCGAUCUGAUAAUGAAGGUCGAUGAGCCGGAAGAAUACGUCCCAUUCGCAACGUGGGAUCCGGAUCAGCCCACUACCAACACCACGCCGUACUCCCAACACUCGCAGCCACUACGAGUAACGCUCGAAGAAGGCGACAUGCUAUACCUACCCGCACUAUGGUACCACAAAGUAAGCCAAAGCUGCAACGAAGAAGGAAUCUGUUGCGCGGUAAACUACUGGUACGAUCUCGACUUCAGCGGUGGGUUCUGGAGUACCGCGAAUUUCGUUCGAAGCGCCGGCUUGCUGAGCAUGGAGGAAAAGACAGCGCUACAGGCAAAAGACGAGAGGUGAUUGAUCUGUGCA